AUGGAAGAAGCCAAAAGCCAAAGUUUGGAGGAAGACUUUGAAGGACAGGCUACCCAUACAGGACCCAAAGGAGUAAUAAAUGAUUGGAGAAAGUUUAAAUUAGAGAGUGAAGACAGUGAUUCAGUUCCACCAAGCAAGAAGGAGAUUCUCAGACAAAUGUCUUCUCCUCAGAGUAGAGAUAACAAAGACUCAAAAGAAAGAUUCAGCAGAAAGAUGAGCAUUCAAGAAUAUGAACUAAUCCACCGGGACAAAGAAGAUGAAAAUUGCCUUCGUAAAUACCGGAGACAGUGUAUGCAGGAUAUGCACCAGAAGCUGAGUUUUGGGCCUAGAUACGGGUUUGUGUAUGAGCUGGAAACUGGAGAGCAAUUCCUGGAAACUAUCGAAAAGGAGCAGAAAAUCACCACAAUUGUUGUUCACAUUUAUGAAGAUGGCAUUAAGGGCUGUGAUGCUCUAAACAGUAGCUUUACAUGCCUUGCAGUUGAAUACCCUAUGGUCAAGUUUUGUAAAAUAAAAGCUUCUAAUACAGGUGCUAGGGACCGCUUUUCCUCAGAUGUACUCCCCACACUGCUUGUCUACAAAGGUGGGGAACUCAUAAGCAAUUUUAUUAGUGUUUCUGAACAGUUUGCAGAAGAAUUUUUUGCUGGGGAUGUGGAGUCUUUCCUAAAUGAAUAUGGGUUACUACCUGAAAGAGAGACACAUGCCCUAGAUCAGACCAACAUGGAGGAAGAUAUUGAAUAAAGAGUCACUAUGUCAACAUCUCAUAUUUCUCCUUUACAAGUUGAGCAUUGAUUUUCAUAGUAUCUAUAUUCCUUUAGAGAACACCAAGUAUGGCCAUGGCU
Molecule: messenger RNA, 839 nt
Organism: Prionailurus viverrinus (fishing cat)
Lineage: Eukaryota; Metazoa; Chordata; Mammalia; Carnivora; Felidae
Gene: PDC
Product: phosducin
Exons: 3
Coding region: 1-738 (245 amino acids)
Biological process (GO): regulation of G protein-coupled receptor signaling pathway
Source: RefSeq, a predicted model, not a curated record